CCUCCCACCCGCGCUCCCGCGACAAGUCUGACGACCGCCGAGGCCCACGUUGGACCCCUGGGUUCUCCACUGACCCAUGUGCACCCCGCGGCUCGUGCUACUGCAAGUGUUCUUCCUGAUGGUCCCCAAGGGCGCCCGGUCUCAGCCCUCUGGCUCUCCGUCAGGGGCAGUGCCCACCCCUUCGGACUCUGAUGCAAGGACGCAGGACGGGCCCCUCCAGUCCUCGGAGGGGACUGUAACCCCCCGUGCUGUGCCUGGGAUCUCCACGGUACGCCCUGCUGUGGUGACCCCCUCGGCGCCUGGGAAUAGGACCGUGGACCUCUUCCCAGUCUUACCGAUCUGUGUCUGUGACUUGACUCCUGGUGCCUGUGAUAUAAACUGCUGCUGCGACAGGGAUUGCUAUCUUCUCCAUCCGAGGACAGUUUUCUCCUUCUGCCUCCCUGGCAGUGUAAGGUCUUCAAACUGGGUGUGUGUGGAUAAUUCCCUUAUCUUCAAGAGUAAUUCCCCUUUUCCUUCAAGAGUUUUCAUGGAUUCAAAUGGAAUUAGGCAGUUUUGUGUCCACGUGAACAACUCAAAAUUAAACUAUUUCCAGACGCUCCAAAAGGUCAACGCAACCAACUUCCAGGCCCUGGCUGCACAGUUUGGAGGCGAGUCAUUCAUUUCAACAUUCCAAACCCAGUUGCCAUCACCUUUUUAUAGGGCUGGGGACCCCAUUCUGACUUACUUCUCCAAGUGGUCUUUAAUCAGCUUACUGAGACAGCCUGCAGGAGCUGGAGCUGGGGGGCUCUGUGCCGAGAACAAUCCUGCAGGUUUCCUCCAGAGUAAAAGUACAACUUGCACUCGUUUCUUUAAGAACCUGACGAGUAGCUGUACCUCAAAUCCAGCCCUUGAUGCUGCCUCUUACUUUAACUUCACAGUUUUGAAGGUUCCAAGAGGUAUGACUGAUCUGCAGAAUAUGAAGGUGCCUGUAACGCUUAUCUCACAGGCUGGUUCUCCUCUGUUGUCUGGAAACACUUGUCAGAACGUUGUUUCCCAGGUCAUCUAUGAGAUAGAGACCAAUGGUACUUUUGGAAUCCAGAAAGUCUCAGUCAGUUUUGGACAAACCAACCUGACUGCCAAGCCAGGUGUUUCCUUAGAGCAACACUUCAUCAUUCGCUUUAAGGCUUUUCAGCAGAGCACAACUGCUUCAUUUACUGGUCCUAGAAGCGGGAAUCCUGGCUAUAUUGUUGGGAAACCACUCUUGGCUUUAACUGGUGAUGUAAGUUACUCCAUGACACUCUUGCAGAGCCUGGGGGAUGGAGCCUGCUCUGUUAAGAGACAUAAAGUACAAUUUGGAGUGAAUGCAAUAUCUGGAUGCAAGCUCAGGCCACAGAAGGCGAACUGCAGCCACUUGCAGCAGGAAAUUUAUCAGACUCUUCAUGGAAGGCCCAGACCAGAGCGUGUUGGCAUCUUUGGUAAUGCCGACCCAGCCCAGAAGGGAGAGUGGGGCCCAAUCCUCAGCAGGAACUGCAAUGUUUCGGUUAUAAAUUGUACUUCCUGCUGUUUUAUACCAGUUUCCCUGGAAAUCCAGGUAUUGUGGGCAUAUAUAGGCCUCCAGUCCAACCCACAAGCUCAUGUGUCAGGAGCCCGAUUCCUGUACAAGUGCCAGUUCAUACAGGAUUACCAACUAGUAACAGAAGUACCUCUGACAACUAUUGUGACCUUUGUGGACAUUACACAGAAGCCAGAGCCUCCAAGGGGCCAGCCCAGAAUUGACUGGAAACUGCCAUUUGACUUCUUCUUUCCCUUCAAAGUGGCAUUCAGCAGAGGUGAAGACUCUCAGGAAGGCUCAGUCUCUUCUAUUAUUAUGCUGUGUCUCCUACUACUUGGAGUUUUCAACCUAGAGACGAAGUGAAGAAAGAAGUAAAAGAUUUAAAUUUUCCCCAUGGGAAGCUCUGAGGUAGCCUACUUAUCUUGGCUAAACAGAUCCUCACCUGCUCAUGAAAAAAGGAAAGCAUUUAGGAUAAUAAAGGACUUAAAUGAAGGAAUCUUGGUAUAUGAAAGAAGGUAUUUUAGAAAAGCAACAAAAAUAUUUUAUUCAUCGUUAGCUCUUGGCUUAAGGAUCUACCAGCAGUGCAUCUUCUUAAGCAGGGAAAGCAAAGAGCCCUUCCUCCAGCCCUUCCAAUUAUAUUAUGCCUUCCUAAAGGUUUGGAAGGUCAUCAUCCAUCUGCUUACAGGCACACUCAGGCCCAGCAGGAAAAGGAGCCCACUCAUGCUGUCACCCGGGUGAACUCAGGAAUAGCUGCCCUCUGGACUUGAAAGGAGCUGACUGUUCAGAACAGAAAACUGCUAGCUGUAUGUUUCAUCUGGAUCCUCCCCACUCCCUUGGGCCACACCUUUUUCCCAAGCAUGAGGAAGAAAAGCAAUUCUUUCUACUCAGUUUCUAAAAUAAAUGCAGAGUGGAAGCCCAGGCCUCCUUUCUACUUGGAAAUAACUUCACCACUCAUUUCUCCUCUUUCCUUCCCUCUAUUGCGGUGAGGCGAGAUAAAACUGAUGGAGAGUGUUGUGGUACUAAUUCCAGUGGCACGGCAGACAUUACCUGACAUGUGAUCUGCCUCAUAAUUGUUUUGCUGUAUGUAUGGUUAAAAAAAAAGAACAAGAAAAACAGUGUUCAUAAAUAAUGUAAUACAACAUUCAAGUCAGGGGACUUGGGUUCUUUUCCUGGGAAAUUCACUCUGAAGAUCCAGGUUUGUGGCACUGGCAUUGAUAGUGAGCUUAGCAUGAAAUGUUUCUUUUAGCACAAGGCAACAGCUUACAAAAGGUAGUGCCUGCAGGCAUGGUUGGUUCCUGCAUGUCUGACCAAAUCAGAGUUCUGACUUGCAAAGGAAAUGAUUUAAAUAGUUUCCUAUCAUCAUUCAUGGGUGAAGAGGAAUUGAUUGGGAAUUAAGAUAGAAAAGUUGAAAAGCAGGAAGUAUAAAAAGGUUUAUGCCUAGAGCAGAAUUAUGCUAUCAUUGUAAUUAAAGUGAAACUUUGAUAAUGUUAUUAAAUAAUUCUGAAUAUUUUAAAAUUCUAAACUCCUUUUAUAAAGAAUACAAUGCAAUCUAACUUCACCAAAAGUAGUAUUGAUCACCUACUUUUCGUGAAAUACAGAAUUGUAAGGUACAGCCCUUCAGCAAGCAGACAAUUUAGGAGGGAAGAUUGGCAUGUGACACAGUAGAAGAAGAAAGUGCUGUUAUUAACAUUUGUUCAGAGAAGCAGACAAUCAGUGUGGCCAAUCAGUGUAGCAGACUAGUGAAAGGCAUGUUUUGAAAAGGUGGUGGGAAUGGAGCUGAAUGUGGCGGGAUGGGUAGGAAUGGGAGAGUCAGUGGGAGGGAGCAGGUGAUCCCAGAGCCAAGGACAACUUGAACUAAGGCCCACAGGCUCCUGUGGACUGAAGGGUUGGAAGACUGAACUGACCAGUAGAAAGCAUCAAAUGGGUAAAAUAGGAAUGAAGAUAGGAUACAUAGUGUAGGUACUCAUUAUAUGUGGACUUGAAAGUGAGGCAGAGAGAAUUAGGAGAUAGUGUGGUUUUCUCCACAGCUCUGAAUCUAAAUUUCCUUUCAAUAAAGCAUAUAUACCUCAUCAUCAUAAAUCUUUCUUCAUGAGAAGAAAGUAUUAAUUGUGAAUACCAUCUCUGACUGGAUUAUCAUUUUGUCCCAUUCCAAAUUACCUGAAAAGUAACCUAUUUAUCUUGAAGGAAGUGACAAAGUUCUUGUAGUAUUUCUUACUAAACUAGGAAGAAGUGAGCAGGUGGUUCUGUACAAGGGGGAUUCUGCACAAGCCUACAGUCAGGAAUUCAUUGCAUAGAUGUUACUCUAGCAACACUGCCACCAAGGAGAUUAUGCUAAAACUGACCACAAAGCAUGUCUCUAGAUUCUCCAGGUUUGUGCUUUUUACAUAGAAAUAACCUUAUGUGACAACUCACCCUAAGUUUUGGGGAGGAGACAUCCAGUCUCUUCCCAAUAGCAUACCUGUUUAGAAUGUGAUCCCUCCACUCCUUUAUUCAAAUUCUUGUACCCAUGUCCUGGUGCUAUGAGACUAUUCUGUGCCUUUUAAAAAAUAAUAACCAGAUUUAUUGAGAUAAAUUUCACAUACCAUACAAUUCACCUUCUUAAAGUGUACCAUUGUGAUUUUUAGUAUAUUCACAAAGUUGUGCAACCAUCAGCACUCUAAUUCUAGGACAUUUUCAUCACCCCGAAAAGAAACCCCAUACCCAUUAUCAGUUACUCCCCAUUCCCCCUAUUAACUCCCCCAGCCCCUGGCAACUACAUAGAAAUUUCCUGUUGCUGUGGAUUUGCCUAUUCCAAGCAUUUCAUAUAAAUAGAAUCACGCAAUAUGUGGCCUUUUGUGUCUGAUUUCUUUCAUUUAGCAUAAUGUUUUCAAGGUUCAUUCAUAUAGCAUGUAUCAGUACUUCAUACCGUUUCAUUGCCAAAUAAAAAGCAAUAAUUUUGUAUAAGGAUAAUUUUUAUUACUCAUCAACUGAUAGACAUUCGGGUUUUUUCCACUUUGGGGCUAUUAUGAAUACUGCUACUAUGAAGAUUCGUUUUGGGGGGAAAUAUAAUUUCAUUUCUCUUGGGAAUUGCUAGAAAUAGUAACUUCAUUUCUAACUUUUUGAGAAACUACCAAACUGCUUUACAAACAGGCUGCGAUAUCUCCACAUUCUCGCCAACACUUUUUUUUUUUUUUAACCAGUCCUGGGGGGUGUGGAGUGGUAUCUUGUGGUCUCUGUGCUUUAUUUUUUUCUACUGGGACUUCUGAAGUGCAGUAUAUAGAUAGAGAUCUUACACCAGAAACCGGCUUUUCCAAGGCUUGAAUACCUCGAUUGUGCUCUUCCUCUCUACCCCUACCCAUUUGGUUAGCUUGUGAGCCCCCUUUCCAAUUACAAGGUUUCUUAACAUAUUUAGAUAAGACUUUAUGGUAAUCUUAUCUCCAGUCACUCUCUUUGGAACAGACCUUCAAAAUGACUAUCUUUUUCAUUUGAAUGAUAAUGUUAGCUUCUCUACUUAGUUUCCUUUGACAUUUUGAAAAUAUACCUACAGAACAAUGCUUUCUUCUUGGUUCCCUUAUGUAUACAAGUAAGUUAUCAGCCAUUUGACUUACUGCAAAAAAGGUCUCUAUAUUGUAAUCAAUUAUUAAAUUUAAUGAGCAAGUUUUACUGUACAAGAAUAUGUACAAUUUGGAUAGAAUGAAAUAAAACCCUUGCUGACCCGCUGCAGGUGUGGAAAACAGAUAUUCAUAUACUUUUAGAGUGUAAAAUAGUAGAAACUUGCAGAGAAGGGCAGGUAGCUAGCUAUUUAACAGUAUGUAUCAAAAUCAUUAAAAAUUUUCAUAAACUUUGACCCAUCAAUUUCACUUAUAAAACAAUAUCCAAGGGGAAAAAAAUGCCCAACAGUAUGGGGGGGUUAGUUAAAUAAAUCAUAGCAUAUCCAUAUACUGGAAUAUUGUCCAUUGAAAACUAUGUAGUCUUGUUUUUAUUGCCAUAGAAACAGAUUCAUGAUCUAUUUUUUUUCAUGAUCUAUUUUUGAGUAGAAAUAGAUAAAUGAUCUAUUUUUUUCAUGUCUAUUUUUGUACAAAAACAGUACAAAAUAGUGCAUAUACACUAUGAUCUUAUUUUAGUAAAACAAAAAAAUACUUGUACACAUGUACUUAGACAAACAAAAAGUCUGGAAGGGCAUGUGUCCAAAAAGGGGACUGAUUUUUUUUUUAAUAAUAGGCAUCUCUGAUUUUUUUGAUCAGGGAAAACUAUAUAUUUUAAAGAAAAUAGAUAUUUGUUUUCCAAAAAUAACUGCCCUGUUUAUUAUAUGUAGGAAUAUUCAUAUUUAUAAGUAACUUCCUUUUUCUAUUGAUUUAUCUGUUUAGAAUUCUGGGCCUGACUUUUAAAGCAGUGUUUCCCAAAUGCAAGUCACAUCAAAAUCUUCUGGGGUGCUUUCUAAAAAAUACUGAUUCUUGGGCCCUGUGCCUGGAGAUUGUGAUUCACUGGUUAGAGAGAGGGAGGAAGGGUGCGCAAGCAUGGGAGCUGGGGGCUCUGAGAAUCUGUAUUUUUGUAAAGCGUUCUUUAAAAAAGAAUUCUGAUUCUGAUGUGUGGCCUGGUUUGUGAAAACUAUAAAGUAAGGUUGCCUAGUGUGGCUGAAACUGGUUUCACUUGAGUCUUUGUCCCAUCACUGCCAACUCACGCAAUGUGCCCACCUGCCCAGCCUACUCCCUUCUCUCCGAGAAUUCCCAUCACUCAGAACUGUACUGAAGGGGUGGGCCUAGCCUCCAGGUUCACGUUACACAUGUGAACCUCCUCUCCCUGCCACAAAUAGCUGGACCAAGAAUGGAGUCCUGAACCAAGCUAGGCUAAUAAGAUUUUCUAUCCCAGGAAUUUGGAACUAGGACCAAGAUUCGAUGUCAGUCAGGAAUGGGCACCAACUGGAAGGAUUUUUUAGGGC
Molecule: messenger RNA, 6449 nt
Organism: Choloepus didactylus (southern two-toed sloth)
Lineage: Eukaryota; Metazoa; Chordata; Mammalia; Pilosa; Megalonychidae
Gene: TCTN3
Product: tectonic family member 3
Exons: 14
Coding region: 77-1894 (605 amino acids)
Biological process (GO): cilium assembly; smoothened signaling pathway
Source: RefSeq, a predicted model, not a curated record